Messenger RNA from Homalodisca vitripennis (glassy-winged sharpshooter), 1140 nucleotides. RefSeq names its product SKI family transcriptional corepressor 2-like. The transcript is spliced from 5 exons. The record is from RefSeq and is a predicted model, not a curated record. Gene Ontology annotation, molecular function: SMAD binding; DNA-binding transcription factor activity, RNA polymerase II-specific; RNA polymerase II cis-regulatory region sequence-specific DNA binding. Lineage: Eukaryota; Metazoa; Arthropoda; Insecta; Hemiptera; Cicadellidae. Bases 1 to 1140 code for a protein of 379 amino acids. Gene Ontology annotation, cellular component: nucleus; transcription regulator complex. Gene Ontology annotation, biological process: negative regulation of transcription by RNA polymerase II; negative regulation of BMP signaling pathway.
AUGGGGGUGGGCACCGUGUUCCUGUACGGAGUGCCGAUAGUCUCUCUAGUCAUCGAGGCUCAAGAGCGGCUCUGUCUGGCCCAGAUUAGCAACACACUGCUCAAGGAAUUCAGCUACAACGAGAUCCACAACCGACGGGUGGCGCUGGGCAUCACGUGUGUCCAGUGCACUCCAGUACAGCUGGAGAUCCUCCGGAGGGCUGGAGCCAUGCCGGUGUCCUCCAGACGGUGCGGCAUGAUCACCAGAAGGGAAGCGGAGAGGCUCUGCAAGAGUUUCCUGGGCGACAACACCCCGCCCAGACUCCCGGACGACUUUGCGUUCAGCGUCCAUCACGAGUGCGCCUGGGGGUGUCGAGGCGCCUUCCUCCCUUCGCGCUACAACUCCUCCCGGGCCAAGUGUAUCAAGUGCGCCGUCUGCGGCCUCUUCUUCUCGCCCAACAAGUUCAUCUUCCACUCGCACCGGACUGGCCCCAACGCCAAGUACGUGCAGCCGGACGCCGCCAACUUUAACUCCUGGCGGAGGCACAUGAGGCUCAGCGGCAACCCGCCGGACGAGAUUGUCCACGCUUGGGAAGACGUCAAGGCCAUGUUUAACGGAGGAACAAGAAAACGUUUGCUCGCAUCGGCUUCUUCUCAUCCACCGAGGUCUCCACCAGUAAAAUCCCCAGAGGGAACAAACCCAUCGCCGCCCCCUUUCCAGCUGCCCCCUCCGGCGCCCCCGCGAGUUCCGCCGCUGCCCAUCGUCAUGGACUACGUCUGGCACAAGCACUCCUUCUCCCCUUACUCUGCCCUGCCCUGGCUGGGAUUGCCGACAGCUUCGCCCCUACUGUUGCCCCCCGCUGAUGGCAAGAUAUACCCCUCCGCCUUCAGACCUGUCUACUCUGCCCCGCGCGCAGCAGAGGCGGCCGAAGACGAUGAGACUGUCGAUAUCGAGACUUGCCCGGAGGACGAUGUCAAGCCGUGCUGGACCCCUCCCAGGCCGAGCUCUCAGUGUUCAAUCAUAGCGAGGCCCGAACGCCGGCGAAAUGUCAACAUCCCCCCUCAAGCCCCUCACCCCUCCUCACCACCACGACCCCCCAGCGACGGCAAGGUGACGGUUCACUGCCUAUACUUUAAUCAUAGCCCCCUCACCCUUGUUUGA